AUGGCCUCCUCCAACUCCAACUCCGCCGCCCCGGCUGCCGCCGACGGGGCCGACGACCUGGACCAGCUCCUCGACAGCGCGCUCGACGACUUCACCAACCUCGAUCUCUCCGCCUCCGCCGCCCCCAAAAGCGCCGGCGAGGCGUCGGGGUCAGGAUCGGGAGGCAAGGGGCCGGUGAAGGGGCUGGGGCUGGGGCUCCCGGACCCCAAGGCGCCGAAGCGGCGCGCGGGGAAGCAGCCGCCGCAGCCGCCGAGGGGCGCGUGCGCGAAAGAGGCGCUCGAGGAGCUGACGCGCGAGACGCGGGAGGCUGUGCGCGGCCUCGAGACGGCCACUGGGGGUGUCCCGUCACUGGACGAUGACGCCAUGAUGGAGGAGUUUGUCAAGCAGUUCGAGGAGUUCGCAGGAGCACAGGAUAUGGACUCCAUUGUUGAAACAAUGAUGCAGCAACUUCUGUCCAAGGAGAUUCUUCAUGAGCCCAUGAAGGACAUUGUGGAAAAAUAUCCAAAAUGGCUGGAGGAUAAUAAAGAUAAGAUAAGCAAAGAAGAAUAUGGGCGUUAUAAUAAUCAGCUUGAACUCAUGGUGAAGCUUAUUGAGGUCUAUGAAAAUGAUCCUGAGAACAUGACUAAGAUUUUUGACCUCAUGCAAAACAUGCAAGAAUGUGGUCAGCCCCCCAGUGAUCUUGUCCAAGAUAUUGUACCUGAUCUGGAUCUAAGCAAGUUGGGACAACUGUGA
This is a messenger RNA of Miscanthus lutarioriparius, 732 nucleotides long. The record is from the annotation of a GenBank genome assembly. NCBI's taxonomy places the organism in Eukaryota, Viridiplantae, Streptophyta, Magnoliopsida, Poales, Poaceae.